UUCAAACCUUUUCUUCACACUUCUUGAGGGCCAAACAUCCUCCCUCCCCUUCCCAGAUUGAAAGAUAUCUGCUAGCAUUCCUCUCCUCUCCUUACUCCACUCUACUCCAUUUCACUCCACUCUACUCCACUCCACUCCACUCCACUCCACUCCACUCCACUCCACUUCAUUCCACUUCAUUCCACUCCACUCCACUUUAUCUCUUCACUCUUCACUCUUCACUCAGUCUUCACUCAUUCUCCCAUCCUGUUUGUCUGUCAUCUCUUUCAUUUCAUUCCUCAUUUCAAAUCACGCAACCAUGUCUGGGUUUACAACCACAACACUGCCGCCUCCUCGGAAGACCACAACCGCUGCUGCUAAACCCACAAACACAUCCAUCACGAUCCCCCAUGCGACGCGCACAAAAUCUGCAGCGCAGAUUAACUCUCUUUCAUCCACAACCACUAGUUCGAUAUCUCCACCCCCAACAUCCCCUACCGAUAGAACUGGAAGGAUUCGUAGUAAAGAAGGUUUAUCACCAGGUGCGAUCGGAGGAAUUGCGGGCGGGGCAGCCAUGUUGCUCGUGGCACUUAUCGCACUUGUGUUUUACAAGCGACGUAAAAGAGCCACCACAUCCUCAAAAGGUCGCGAUGGAAAAGGAAAGAGUAACACUGGUUCAAAUUUGGGAAUCUCAGGACCCCUUGCCUUGGCUGCCGAAGACAGCGAGAAUGGCCAGGCCAUGACGCUGUUUUUAUCCCAUAGAGCACAGCAACAGCAACAGCAGAAGAGACAACAAGAAGAGAUGAUGGAGCAGCAUCAGGCUCAGUUUGAGCAACAUCUGAAGCAACAGCGGGAACAGCAAUAUAUUAAAGAAAAGGCGAGAGAAGAUCCGAACGGGUCAUCUUCACAAGGUGGACCAGGUUCAGGUAGCAGAUCUCCUCUUCCACUAAAUGGCGAUAGUAAUCGAAACAACCACAACAACAAUAAUGACGGGAAUUUUAAUAUCAACAACAAUAAUUUCAACAAAACCAAUUAUAAUGUAUACAAAUCCACUAACGGCUCGCAUGAAAGCCGGUCACCACUUCAGAAGAAUCACUCCAAUGACCAUAUUGACAACACUAACGGCUGUGAUAAUAGGAGCAACGACAACAGCAGCAGAGGCCCAAGAAGCGGGCCAACACCAUUACCAUCACCACCACCAACUUCAGCGACAAAUUUCCAUGAUAUUCAACAGCAACCUUCAGAUUCACAAGGAUGCAUGACAUCAGUGCCAGAGUACUAUCUUGGUAAAGAAGAUGUUGAUCCGAGACGUGAUCUGCGAGGACUAGAUGAUCCUGAAACCUAUAUUCGAGGCAGAAACACGCAGGGACAGGCACCAUCCAACAUCACCCCUGCUCAUCACCAUCAGCAGCAACAGCCAUUCUAUUCAGAAGACCAAUUCUAUUCGGAGGAUCAAUUCUAUGCAGCAGAUAGCCCUAGAUCAUCCUAUUCAUCCGACGCCGGUAGCUGCUAUUCGACACUCGAAGAAGCUCAGAGGGCACAUCAGCGAAAAAUGAUGGGUCAUAAGGAAAGCAUUGGAUCAGUCCAGGUGCUUGUCGACCGUACAAAUAAUGUUGCCUCAAGACAUUAUUCACCAUACGAACCCAACUUGUACCAGCAGCAGCAGCAACCAUUAUCACCACUUCAACAGCAACGGCAACAAUAUCGACAAGAUGAACACGCCUCCAUGGCUAUUUCAGAUUCAACCAUUUCUAUGAUACCAUCUUUGCCAUCUAGUUCAAGCCCAAUGCCCCUUAGCCCCACCAGCAGUCCUAGCUCUAGUAGCAGAAAUAGAGGCAACAUUAACAGUAAUAGCAGUGAUCGUGGCGGCCGUAGUGGUCAGCCUCUUCCCAUGAUUAAGCCUUCAUCCAAAAUCCAUCGUGGCGGCCCGGAUUCGCCGCUCUCGCCAUAUGCCCAAAACACAAUUAGCGAGGAUUUUGGAGACAAUGAAUCUCGUGUUUCAAAUACACAUUGCCAAGGCCCAUUUAGAUACAAUAAUAGUCAAGGAAAGCAAUAUAAUCCUUACUCGUCUAAUAAUGCUCUCUACGGUCCAGGCCCAUAUCCACAUCAAAAUGGAAAUAGCGCAGGCUCAUCGGGGCCAGGGUCAGGGUUCAGUGGCUCUCAUAAUAGAUAUCCACAGUACUCAAUGCAACAGCAUGGAGAUAAUGGAUACGCUCCUCCUCCUGGAGGCUCUGGUGUCCGAUAUGAGUCCCGGUGACGGAACGAGUCGCUCUAAUCAAUAAUAUCUUCCUCAUUAAAAUAAUGGAUAGCUACUAUGGGCAGUAGUCCUGGUCCAGGCUUUAGCGGAUACCACCCUUAUUCAUAACUACAGUGGGAUACGGGACAUAACCAAGAAAUGCACCUACCAGCAUGUUAGAUACAAAAAUAGCAUUACA
Molecule: messenger RNA, 2414 nt
Organism: Lobosporangium transversale
Lineage: Eukaryota; Fungi; Mortierellomycota; Mortierellomycetes; Mortierellales; Mortierellaceae
Exons: 1
Coding region: 299-2236 (645 amino acids)
Source: RefSeq, a predicted model, not a curated record